UUGUCUCCCUCCUCUGAAGGGGCUUUGGGUACCCACCCCCGAAAGGCGUCACUUUUGGCUGCUAUCCUCCCCGCUAGGUGCCGUCUUGAAUCGCAGGCUGUGCUUGGGGUGAGGUUUCGCCAAGUGGGUCGGAAAUGUGGGUGGGUGCGGGGGAGUAUUGAACGAGCAGGGAAUAGGGGAAACGCCAUCGCUGGUGCAAACAAGCAGCAGCAGCUGGAAAAAAACAAAGGAGUGAAGGGCGAGGAGAAUGGAGUUGUUGGUGGGGAGCGCCGCCACUGCAGCAGGAGCAGCAACAAGACUCACCCUCGCAGACCACCACCCUCACAGGAUCAGCUCCUCUCCCUGCGCCGUUUCCCUCGAGGCUCGCUCAUUGCGGGACUUGACGCUCAAUUCCAGCUCUGAGAAACCAUGGAAACCGAAGCACAUAAACUUGCAAAAGUUUAAAAGAUGUUCAAAGAUAAGCUGCCUGAAACACGAAGAACAGCAAAAUAGCAAGCGCAAGGAACGAGAGAAAAAGCAUGACCGUAAUGGAUUCGAGGCCCCUCUCAGCGGAGGCUUCAACGGCAGCAUGGAGGAUUCUGGUUUCCAAAUGCCGGAUGCUGAUUGGCUUUACAAGCUUGAUGACGUUGACGAGGGCCCUGAUGCCCCAUUUCUAGAUGCCGUUGUAAAGGUUUAUUGCACACAUACGGAUCCUAACUUCUCUCUACCAUGGCAAAAGCGACGACAAUACUCUUCUACAGGCAGCGGGUUUAUGAUACAGGGCCGAAGAUUAUUGACAAACGCCCACUGUGUUGAACAUCACACGCAGGUGAAGGUGAAAAGACGAGGUGACGACACAAAAUUCGUGGCAACGGUCUUAGCAAUAGGACCAGAAUGUGACAUAGCAUUGCUUGCAGUUGACGACGAAGAGUUUUGGAAAGGGGUCGAACCACUGAAGUUUGGAAGUCUCCCUCGUCUACAGGAUGCUGUCACUGUUGUUGGGUACCCAAUUGGUGGAGAAUCUAUAUCUGUUACAAGCGGUGUUGUCUCACGUAUCGAGGUAACUUCAUAUGUACAUGGAGCAUCAGAGCUUCUCGGAGUUCAGAUAGACGCAGCUAUCAAUGCAGGUAACAGUGGUGGCCCUGUUUUCCACGAGAAUGGCGAGUGUGUUGGUAUUGCAUUUCAGUCUUUGAAAGGAGCCGAUGCCGAGAAUAUUGGUUACGUCAUACCGACUACUGUCAUCCACCACUUCUUGAGUGACUAUGACACCAACGGGAAAUACACAGGUUUCCCUUCCAUGGGAGUUUUGUGGCAAAAACUUGAGAAUCCGGCAUUGAGAGCUUUCCUCAAAAUGAAACCAGACCAGAAGGGUGUGUUGGUAAGAAGAGUUGAGCCAACGUCUCCAGCCUUUCAAGCCAUCAAAGAGGGCGACGUACUCUUGAGUUUCGACAACAUCCCAGUGGCUAAUGAAGGCACUGUUCCAUUCCGGGCAGGCGAAAGAAUUUCCUUCGGCUUCUUGAUCAGCCAAAAAUUUUCUGGUGACACUGCUAAGUGCAAAAUGCUACGUGAUGGAGAAGUCAUCGAGAUCGAAACGACUCUCAAGGCCCCAGUUCAUUUGGUUCCGGUGCACAUCGAGGGGAAGCUACCAUCAUACUUGAUUGUAGCAGGGCUUGUGUUUACUCCUGUGUGCAACCCCUACUUGGAAUCUGAAUAUGGACAAGACUUUGAGUAUGAUGCCCCGGUCAAGAUAUUGGAAAAGUCACGGCAUGGAAUGGCAGAGUUCGAUGACGAACAGCUCGUUGUAGUUUCCCAGGUUCUAGCCAACGACGUCAACAUUGGUUAUGAAGAGAUUGCUAAUACUUUGGUGAAGACAUUCAAUGGAGUCAAGAUACGCAAUCUGAGACACCUUGCAGAUCUCAUUGACACCUGUACAGAUGAUUUCAUGAGAUUCGAGCUGGAUUACUGCUCCUUGGUGGUGCUGGAAACCAAAGUAGCUCGUAGUGUCACGCCCAAAAUCCUCGAAGACAAUUGUGUGCCAACUGAUCGGUCCCAGGACCUCAUAACUAGCGCUGCUCUGCCACUUCAGAAGGAGGAAGAGGAUGCCACUGCCAACGGUGGAUUGUAACAAUCUGCCACAUAGGAACCCAUAUUGCAAAAUAGGUAUAGAACCACCAUUCAAAAUCCUCUAACAAAGUAGACACAAAAGUAGAGCAUUUGUUGGGGGGGGGGGGGGGGGGGGGGGGUUUACUCCGUCUGUCUACUACUUAUGAGCCUGAAUUCGGUUCCAAAACCCCUUCUUCUCCGUUCCUGUGGGUGCAUAAUUUUAAGGGCAGAUUGUCCUCAUUCUUGCUCAUUCUGGUACAAGUCUGAUGGUAUUGAUCCCAAAGGUGACUUACUUACUUACUUACUUACUUACUUACUCACUUGCUUACUUAGCAAACACAAUUACUGAAGAAAAUUUGCACUUCCUGUGUCCUCAUUCUAAA
Molecule: messenger RNA, 2465 nt
Organism: Physcomitrium patens
Lineage: Eukaryota; Viridiplantae; Streptophyta; Bryopsida; Funariales; Funariaceae
Product: protease Do-like 9
Biological process (GO): proteolysis
Molecular function (GO): protein binding; serine-type endopeptidase activity
Source: RefSeq, a predicted model, not a curated record